Messenger RNA from Oreochromis aureus, 2481 nucleotides. It is a transcript of the gene vamp3, whose product is annotated as vesicle-associated membrane protein 3 (cellubrevin). The transcript is spliced from 5 exons. The record is from RefSeq and is a predicted model, not a curated record. Gene Ontology annotation, molecular function: syntaxin-1 binding; SNAP receptor activity. The coding region runs from base 95 to 403 and encodes 102 amino acids. Gene Ontology annotation, cellular component: plasma membrane; SNARE complex. Gene Ontology annotation, biological process: vesicle fusion; SNARE complex assembly; vesicle-mediated transport. NCBI's taxonomy places the organism in Eukaryota, Metazoa, Chordata, Actinopteri, Cichliformes, Cichlidae.
AAAACCGCUGGUACGGCUGGGACUGUUACGGCUUGACAGUGAGCUCACAGGCAAAAAUCACCAGCGGUGUCGUUUGAGGAAAUUUCGUUUCACAAUGUCAGCAGUUGGUCCAGAAGGCUCUGCCGCAGCGGCCGGCAAUAAGCGCUUGCAGCAGACGCAGGCCCAGGUGGAUGAGGUGGUGGACAUUAUGCGUGUUAAUGUGGACAAAGUGCUGGAACGUGAUCAGAAGCUGUCUGAACUGGAUGACCGAGCUGAUGCACUCCAGGCUGGAGCCUCCCAGUUUGAGACCAGUGCAGCUAAGCUGAAAAGGAAGUACUGGUGGAAGAACUGCAAGAUGUGGGCGAUCCUGAUAGCUGUCAUUGUGAUCAUCAUCGUCAUCAUUAUUAUCUGGAAUUACUCGUAAGUAAGCAACAGGAGGAGGAGGAGGAGGGGUAGAAGACACGAUAAAGAAGAGAAGUGGAGCCAUGUGACUCGUGUCUCAGAGUAGCUCCACAUUUUCCACCUCUACAGGGGUCUUCAUUCUUUGUCCUGGAUUGCCCUGUGUGUGCCUGUGUGCGUGUGUGAUUGCUUAUGUGCCUUUGUCACAGUUUUAACCUAUAACAUUACAAAAUUCCAGACAUUACUAGGAUAUACACAUACCAAAGAAAACCAAAACGUAUGUACAGAAAUGUGUUUAUAACUCGACUAAAGCCCAGUUAUAAAUAUAAAGAGUCUAAAUAGACUUUGGCAGAACACACACACAUAUAUACACACACACACACACACACACACACACACACACACACACACACACACACACACACACACACACACACACACACACACACUCAAACCUUAAGACUAGAAUUGAAGAACACUGUAAACUCUCCUCAUCUUGUAUUUUUAUAUUUUAUUAACAGUUCUUUGAUUGCGUGUUCCAGGCUAAGAGAAGUGCCUUUAAGGAUUAGCUGUUCAGUGGUAUAGUUUAGAUUGUAACAGUAAUCCUGCAUUUGGUGGAAGAGGUGCCCCUUCCCAGAUUUAAAAUAUUUCUGCUCUUGAGAGUGUGACACCAGUAUUUUCCUUUUCCUCUCUCAUGCUUUUUCCUUUAAUUGGUCAGCUUUGCAAAUAUUAGUUGACCAGUGAAAUCUAAUUACUCAUUUUAUUUCUGCACAUGGUUAAGUGCUGAUCAGGUCCAAUGUUUACGAUGUUAAUGUUAGAUCUGAAUGAAGAGAAGAAGUCAUUCUGACAACACAAAACUUACUGGUAACUGGUAACGUACUGUUGAACCACCUCACUGUGUCCAUUCCUGUUCAUGUUAUUUUCAGGCAGUGAUUGGGAUGCAGUAAAAGUUUGCAUGAGUUUGUGUUUAGAUUAAGUGCCUGUUUACUAUGACCAGUAUCCUUAUUGCCUGACAAAUUUGCCAUAAAAUGUAAAAGGAAAAAAAAAUUACAAACCCACACACACAGAAGUGCCAUCAUGGGGUAUCAAGAGAGGAAUUAUCUCAAUUAGUUGCUCUUACGUGUCAGAAAAAUGGCCUUUAUGUAAUAAUAAUUAUCAACAAUUAAGAGGAAAGAAAAUCAGCAGUUUAAUUUUAGACUUUAAUAGGUGUCUCCAAUGGAGAACAGCCAAAAAUGCAGCCAUACCUUCUGAACACAUGCACCAGCCAGCCAGAGAACGAAUAGUGCCUUGUGAGCUCCCUGUCCAGCAGAUACUGUGCAGCUAGCCUGUGUGAUCAGUUGAAUUUAACCUUUAAUAAAGACUUUUGUUUCUUCACACUGGCGUUGAUCCAUUCUUGUUGAUGCACAAUGCUUCUAACACAAAACAAUUACAUUCUAACAUGCUAUAUUUGUCAUACAGUAGCUUUAUUUGCAUUCUGUUAAACGUAGAGUUGAUCAUAGUUAGGCUAUAGUACAUUUGUUGAGAUGCUCAGGUCAGUACUGCUGAGCAUCAUGGGUGAUUGAGAGUGGAAAUAUUUUGUUGGUCCAUGGCAUUGUGAUACAUGUUACAUUAACACUGGAUUUGGGAUUGCUUUGUAUAUUAUUUUCACUCUGUUUGGUAUUUAUAACUCCCAGAAGACUGUUUAGGUUACAGUUUCAGCGUUGUUUUUUUUCUUGACUUCUAGCAAUCAUUAGCUUUUUUUCCCCCUCUCAUACUGCUUGUGUGUUACUGAUAGAGAAAUGAACACUAACACAAAUAUGUACUUUUUUUUUUCUUUUUCUUUUUUUUAAGCAUGUAGAUUUAAUCAGACUGUAGCCACAACUUAAAUUUGUAGGCAUGGAAAUGCUUUUAUGGGCCAGCUUUUUAUUAAGCAUACAUGGAAUUGUCAACCUCAUUAUUUUUCUUUUUUCUUUUUUCUUUUUUUCUUUUUUUGUCCACGGGAAUUUAAGAUCUUAUAACUUCCAGGCCUUGCUUCACUUCUGGAAUGUACGUGGAAAUAUGUGCAAUUCUGCUCUGUGGGCCCUAAAUUUAUUUUUGCUUGAAUAAAACUGAUGUUAAAUCAAA